GAGUCGCUCCGGUCUCGCCGCUCCCCUCCUCCGCCCCGCGUCCUGACUCUCUCUCCCUCCUUUCCCUCAGAGGAUGUCCGCCUUCCAGAUCAACCUCAACCCGCUCAAGGAGCCGCUCGGCUUCAUCAAGAUCCUCGAGUGGUUUGCCUCCAUCUUUGCUUUUGCCACCUGUGGUGGGUUUAAGGGCAAAACAGAAAUUCAAGUAAACUGUCCUGCUAAAGUUGGUGGUAAUAAGAACCAGACUCUGACAGCUACUUUUGGUUAUCCAUUCAGGUUGAAUCAGGCAUCAUUUCAUACACCUCCAAAUGUUAAUGUGUGUGAGGUGAACUGGGAAAAGCAAUACCUCAUAGGUGAUUACUCCUCUUCUGCACAGUUCUACGUUACGUUUGCAGUCUUUGUGUUCCUGUACUGCAUUGCUGCCCUUCUGCUCUAUGUUGGUUACACAAACCUCUACCGGGAUAGUCGCAAACUGCCCAUGAUCGACUUUAUUGUUACUCUUGUUGCUACUUUUUUGUGGUUGGUGAGUUCGUCAGCUUGGGCUAAAGCUCUUACAGAUAUUAAAGUAGCUUCUGGACACAGAAUCAUUGAGGAGCUUGAACCUUGUAGUUCAGGUGUGUCGUGUUACUUUGUCUCCGUGACUAGUAUGGGGUCCCUGAAUGUAUCUGUGAUCUUUGGCUUUCUGAAUAUGAUACUUUGGGGAGGAAAUGCUUGGUUUGUGUACAAGGAGACCAGCUUACAUAGUCCAUCAAAUACGUCAGCUUCCCACAGCCAAGGAGGUGUCCCACCCACUUCUGGAAUGUAAUGAAAGGGAGAAAUACACUGUAUGAAAUGUGUGCUCUAUAUGCCUGUUGCCAACACCUUGAAAAGCAUUAUUGUUUCUAAUAAAAAAGUAAUGGCUUUUUCAGUAAA
Messenger RNA from Mus pahari (shrew mouse), 909 nucleotides. RefSeq names its product synaptophysin like 1 (gene Sypl1). Gene Ontology annotation, cellular component: synaptic vesicle; synaptic vesicle membrane. The record is from RefSeq and is a predicted model, not a curated record. The transcript has 5 exons. NCBI's taxonomy places the organism in Eukaryota, Metazoa, Chordata, Mammalia, Rodentia, Muridae. Bases 74 to 802 code for a protein of 242 amino acids.